Messenger RNA from Adineta steineri, 582 nucleotides. The record is from the annotation of a GenBank genome assembly. Lineage: Eukaryota; Metazoa; Rotifera; Eurotatoria; Adinetida; Adinetidae.
AUGCCAAAACAACAAUUACUACCAUCAUCAGAAUAUCGAAUUUUAGUCUUAGGUGAUAAAGCUGUAGGUAAAACUUCUCUUAUUGCACGUUAUGUUCGAAAUGAAUUUCCUUAUCAAAAACGUUUACAUAUAAAUUCUGAUAAUUCAACAAUAUACCAAACAAUAAUUGAUGGAACGGAUUAUACAUUUAUUUUUUGUGAUAUAUCAACAAUAUCAGAAUUUGAAAAAUUAAAAUUAUCUGAUACAAUUCCAACAGCAUGUUUAAUUUUAUUUUCUAUAACUGAUGAAAAAAGUUUUACACAAUUAAAUUUUUUUUAUGAAACAAUUCGUUUAAAAUUUUCAAAUCAAUCAUUACAUGUACCUAUUUUAAUUGUAGCAAAUAAAAUUGAUCUGGAACAUGAUCGUGCUGUUAAACAAGAAUCUAUUGAUAAAUUAAAAUCAAGUGGUUUUGAUGUAUAUGAUAUAAGUAUCAAAGGAAAUGUUGGUAUUGGUGAUGUUAUUUAUACAGCAGUCAAACAUUUACAAUAUGAUAUUUUAGAAAAAGUUAAACCAGAUACUGUCUGUGCUUGUAUAAUAACAUAG